Molecule: messenger RNA, 2373 nt
Organism: Rubroshorea leprosula
Lineage: Eukaryota; Viridiplantae; Streptophyta; Magnoliopsida; Malvales; Dipterocarpaceae
Source: the annotation of a GenBank genome assembly
AUCAAUUUCAUUUGAGUUUUGAAAAUUAAACUGGCAGCUCGAGUUUCAUUAGACUCGCUCGAGGCUGCGGCUAGGGGAAGCACACGCAUCUCGUUAAUCCUACGCGCGAAGAUGGAAGUAGUUGCUCCACAUGCAAGUGUGAUUGUACCUGAAGUUCUUAAAAGAAACAACUACAAAAGGUGGAGCAUUUUCAUGCAGGACUAUUUAAUGAGUCAAGAUCUUGGGGAUGUCGUUGAAUUAAGCCAGUUGCCUGCAGAAGGAAAUAUGGGGAGAGAGUGGAUUAAAAAGAAUGCUUUAGCUCUGCAUGCCAUUAAGAUUUCAUGCGGAGAAGAAAUGUUUGAUCAAAUAAAGGAAAUGAAUUCUGCUAAAGAUGUUUGGUAUGCAUUGGCCGAUAUGCAUAAACCCGCAGAUCAGGACAUUGUUGAGCACCCCCUAGCAAAGCGAACAGGGCCUGGAAAUCUUGCAGGUUCGCAAUAUGAGACCUUAAUUAAAGCCAUUUCUGAUGGAGAGCUGUCGAAAGUAAAGAAGUUCUUUAGAGAAAAUUCGAAUGCAAUAUCUGCAGAAAUAUCUGAACAUGGGUACACAGCUCUUCAUCUUGCAGUUUAUAAUGGGCAGGAAGAAAUUGUUAAGUACUUGAUCGAGUCCAACUUGUCACUAGAAGAGUUGGAAAUAAAAGAUAGAUUUGGUAGUACGGCACUUUCCAUUGCUGCUCGUUACGGAAUCGGAGAAUCAAUUGCACAAAAAUUAGUUAGAAAGAACCAAAAUUUGCUUACCAUCCCAGACAACGAAGGAAAGAUCCCAGUCCAUUUGGCCUGCAACACAAUUCAAGAGAAAAUGAUAGGUUAUCUAUACCGUGAGACUCCACUAGAGUCUCUAAAGGAAGACCGUGGCUUCUACAUCCUCCAAGAGUGUAUAACUAAGAAAAUGUUUGGCAUAAGCGUGAAGACAUACCCCAUCAAAGGAGCGAAGCGUCGAACAUUGGAGCAGGAUAUCGAAGACAACGUCGAAGACUUCUAUCGGUCAUGUUUGGCCAUCUUCUUGGCAUACGCAAUCACUAUUUCAAUCGUACUGUGCCUUGGUAUGCUGAUCCUUGUGGCGCUAGGCACGCUGGUUUCAAUGCUCUCUAGGGCCUCUGAAACACAUUUAUAUCAGCUAAAGUUGAUGGAUGAGUAUGCCCGUGAGGUUAUACAUUUGAUAUGUCAUGAGUCAUUUUCAAAAUUAGAUGAGAUCCAGUUUGUGCAAAGUAAAGCACUGGAAGCAACCUUCCAGGCUAUCAAGAAUGGCAACCCAGACAUUGUGAAAGAAAUUAUAAAAGCUAAUGCAAAUAACGAAUUAUGGUGCAACAAAGAUCCUGAAGAUCCAUCAAGAAACAUAUUUGCUUGUGCUAUAGCACAUCGUCAAGAGGAAGUGGCACACUUUCUUUAUGAAUCUCAAAAGGAGAAAAACAUGCUUUUUGCCAUCGAUGAAGAUGGAAAUAAUACAUUACAUCUCGCAGCAAAGUUAGCUCCUAACUAUAAAUCAGGUUACAUCUAUGCUGCAGCUUCACAAUUGCAAAUUGAACUACGUUGGUUCAAGGCAGUAAAAGAAAUUGUUCCACUAGCCUACAAAGAAGGCAAAAAUAAAGACAAUGAAACCCCCUCGGAAGUGUUUGUUAGAGAACACAAGGAUUUGCUAAAAGAAGCAGAAGAAUGGGUGAAGAAAACAGCAGAAUCUUCAACAGUCGUUGGUGCUCUUAUUAUUACAAUUAUGUUUGCGGUGGCUUUUUCUGUUCCUGGUGGGAAUGAUCAAAGUACAGGUUUUCCUGUAUUUUUGCACAAAACUCCGACGCCGUUUAUGAUAUUUAUUGUAUCAGAUGCAAUUUCUCUUUUUACUGCAUCCAGUUCAGUGAUAAUGUUUUUGGGGAUUCUGACUUCACAUCAUUCUGAUGAAGAUUACCGCAAAACCUUCCUCUUGAUUAUCGGCCUUACUUCACUCUUCGUCUCUAUUGCAACAAUGACCACAGCAUUUUGUGCUGCUCUUUUCAUAAUGCUACAAGGCCAAGGUGGAUUGGGGUUUGUCAUUCCUGUAACUCUGUUUGCUGGUAUUCCUAUCGUAUGCUACGUGUUGUUGCAAUUUCCUCUUCUGGUUGAGAUUAUCGGUUUGACUUUUAGCUCAAACAUCUUUGGUAAGAAGAGAAUAUCCUCGAUGAUCUGGACAGCAGAUAUGGUCAUUUGGGGGAUGAGGAACUUGAGGGGUUGACGACAGCGGUAAAAAGUUCUUGCAAUUUCUAGUGAUGCCAGUGAAUUAGCCACUUAAAUGAAUGUUGCUUUGAAUAAAUGUUUCUUUUUUUUUUUAAUACAUGCGUGUUGCUUUGAAUAAAUGAUUGGUCAUGGA